UUAAACUAUGCUAAAAAAUGAGCCUAACCUGCUCACGAGGAAUAAGCCUCCUCCUUUCAACUUGUGGAAGGGAACGCAAUGUUCGUCUUGGUUCGUCCAUCCAUGCCUUCGUUCUCAAAGACCCACAAUUUGUGUAUUUAGGAUAUCAGUUUAAUACCCAGAAUGCGCUUGUAGUUUGGAACUCUCUUCUGACGAUGUAUGCAAGAUGUGGUAGGACAGAUGAUGCUGCCCAAGUGUUUGAUGAAAUGUCCAUGAAAGAUACCGUUUCAUGGAACUCAAUUAUUUCAGGAUUUAUGAAUAAUGGGAAUUUUAACAUGGGAUUUCGGUACUUCAAAGAAAUGAUGGGUUCUGGUUGUUUUAAGUUUGAUCAUGCCAGUUUGACUACGAUUUUAUCAGCUUGUGAUGGGCGUGGUUUCCUUAGUCUUAACAAGAUGAUACAUGGGUUGGUUGUUUUGAGCGGCAUGGAGAGGGAAAUAUCUGUUAGUAACGCAUUGGUUACUUCUUAUUUUCGAUGCGGAUAUGCUAAUUCGGGCAGGCAGGUUUUUGUUGAGAUGGCUGUGAGAAAUGUUAUCUCUUGGACAGCUGUGAUUUCAGGUCUUGCUCAAAAUGAGUUUUGUGAGGAAAGCUUGGAUUUGCUUGCGAAGAUGCAAGGUGCUGUCGUUGUACCUAAUUAUUUGACAUACUUAAGUGCACUGUUGGCGUGUUCUGGCAUCAAGGCACUCGUGGAGGCUCGUCAAAUUCAUGGGAUUGUUUGGAAGUUGGGGUUUCAUUCAGAUUUGUGUAUAAAGAGUGCAUUGAUGGAUGUGUAUUCCAAGUGUGGCAGUGUACAAGAUGCUUGGCAGAUGUUUGAGUCCGCGGAGGUUCUUGACACAAUUGCUAUGACAGUUAUGCUUGUGGGGUUUGCCCAAAAUGGAUAUGAAGAAGAGGCUCUGCAGAUCUUUGUGAAAAUGGUAAAAGCAGGGGUUGACAUUGACCCUGAUGUAGUGUCAGCCGUUCUUGGUGUCUUUGGUAGCGAUACUUCUUUGGGUCUUGGUAAGCAAGUGCACUCGUUAAUCAUCAAGAAAGGUUUCGUUUCAAAUUCGUUUGUAAGUAAUGGGCUUAUUAACAUGUAUUCCAAGUGUGGUCAACUGGAGGAAUCUGUUGAAAUCUUUAAUAGUAUAGCUCGAAAAAAUUCAGUCUCUUGGAAUUCCAUAAUUGCAGCCUAUGCUCGUCAUGGGAAUGGCUAUAGGGCACUCCAGUUAUACGAAGAGAUGAGGUCAGAUGGUGUAGAUCCAACUGAUGUUACAUUCAUCUCUCUGCUUCAUGCUUGUAGUCAUGUUGGGCUAGUAAAUAAGGGUAUGGAAUUCUUUGAAUCUAUGCAGAGUAUCUAUGGGAUGACUCCAAGAAUGGAGCAUUAUGCUGCUGUAGUUGACUUGCUUGGUCGAGCUGGACUGCUAAGUGAAGCCAAGAGUUUCAUUGAGGGGCUACCAGUAAAGCCAGACAUGCUUAUUUGGCAGGCAUUACUUGGUGCCUGUAGUAUUCAUGGUGAUGCUGAGAUGGGAAAAUAUGCAGCUGAUCAAUGGGUCUUGGUUUCACCUGAUAAUCCUGUGCCAUAUGUUCUACUGGCAAACAUAUAUUCUUCUAGAGGGCGAUGGAAAGAUAGAGCUAGAACCAUCAGGAAAAUGAAGGAAAUGGGAGUGGCAAAGGAGACGGGGACAAGCUGGAUAGAGAUUGAGAAGGAAGUCCAUAGUUUCGUCGUUGCGGAUCAAAUGCAUCCCAGAGCCAUGAUCAUUUAUUCUACCUUGUCGGAGUUGUUUAGACACAUGAGAGAUGAAGGGUAUGUACCAGGUAAUAGGUUCAUUCUGUAUUACAUGGACAGUGAUGAGAAGGAAUUUUCUGUCGAUUUGCGAGAUACCUCUGAACUUUUGUGCAGCAUGUGGUAGUCAUUUGUGAACUGGUGGCUGACCAAUGCAAUGUAAUAUACAUGUAACAUGAUUGAUUGUUGCGAAUUGCGACCAUGAAUAUGUUUUAAAUUAUAUUAUGAAAUGGGGAAUAGGGGAAAUACCUUUUGAGAA
Messenger RNA from Nicotiana tabacum (common tobacco), 2054 nucleotides. RefSeq names its product pentatricopeptide repeat-containing protein At3g05340-like. Gene Ontology annotation, biological process: RNA modification. The record is from RefSeq and is a predicted model, not a curated record. Gene Ontology annotation, molecular function: protein binding; RNA binding. NCBI's taxonomy places the organism in Eukaryota, Viridiplantae, Streptophyta, Magnoliopsida, Solanales, Solanaceae.